Frankliniella occidentalis (western flower thrips) is the source of this 5080-nucleotide messenger RNA. Its product is annotated as serine protease filzig. NCBI's taxonomy places the organism in Eukaryota, Metazoa, Arthropoda, Insecta, Thysanoptera, Thripidae. Gene Ontology annotation, biological process: proteolysis. The record is from RefSeq and is a predicted model, not a curated record. Gene Ontology annotation, molecular function: serine-type endopeptidase activity. Bases 86 to 3715 code for a protein of 1209 amino acids. The transcript is spliced from 5 exons.
CAAGCUGUUUGGCGGCUACAAGAUCACGCCCAGACCGUGCCAGGGCUCCAAGGCGGGGCUCAAGGAGGCCGUGACGGGCAUCUGCAUGUUCAACUACGAGUGCAGCCGGCGCAGCGGCGAGGUGGUGGGCACGUGCACCGACUCCUUCCUGUUCGGGGCGUGCUGCCGGCUGCCGCCCGGGGCCGUGUACGCCCCCGACGACGUGGACGAGCUGGUGGCCGAGCGGCCCGAGAACAACAAGCUGCCCGUCGCCCCGACGAGGCCGCCGCCGACGCCCGCGCCGCCGCCGGGCUCCCGCCCUGUCGCGUCGUCGGGGACCAUCGCCGUGGACCCGCUCGACUCGGCCAUGAUCAACGACCUGUUCCUCAACGCGGCGCUGCACCGGCCGCCCGCCCAGGGCACGUACGCGUCGCCCGACACCGUGCUGCUGCACAAGAACGGCUCCGUGGUCACGGACGAGGGCGACAACCUGGAGGAGCUUCUGUUCAACAGGCCGCUCACCGCCACCAGCAAGUCCCCUCCGGACACGUCAGCCUCCGGGCUGGACUCCGGGCCCGCAACCGGGCUGGGCUCUGGACCCGCCCACCCCGAGCUCACCACGUUCAGCUACGUGACGGGGCCGGACGGGGCGGCCGCCACGGCCUCGUCGCCGUCCUCGGACCACCCGCACCCCACGACCAAGCUGGUGAGCCACUUCGCGUCCACGGGGCGGCCGUACCCGUCGGAGCCCACGUCCUGGGACCAGAUCGUGCAGUCCAACUCGAUCCAGGACGCGAAGGACGAAAAGGAAAAGGCGACAACGUCCAGCUCUUCUACCAAGCCGUACGUGGCCGCCUCGACCACGUUCUACACGCAGCCAGCCCCUCCGCGCAUCACCAAGCCCACCUUCUACUCGUCCACCACGAAGUGGCACACGACGGGCGUGACGACGCAGAGGCUACCGUCCUUCCGGCCCAAGCCCAGCACACCCUCACCCCCCAAGCUGACGUCCAAGCGGCCCGUACCCACCCUCAGCGACCACUUCGUGCAGGUGCCGCUGGUGACGGCCAACUCUCAGAAUGGCGUGACGUUACCCGACACCCCUGCAGACGACAACAUCGAGGUGGCCACCAACGCGGCGUCCAUCAGUCACAUCCUGUCCAUCCUCAACAACUCUUCGCCCACGCUCAUCGACCAGGGCCCGGACCCCGUCGCCGAGCCCGAGGCGCACCCUGACCCCCACAACACGACCUCGGGCGUCUCGACGUGGGUGUCCGUGAACGGCGACAAGCCCAAGCCGCUCAGCCAGCAGUUCAACACGGACAGCACCGAGAGCCAAGACGACGACGACGACCUCACAACUCCCAGUAAGGAGUACCCCACCGAGACGACCAGCAAUCUGGUCACCCUAUCGACCUUCUACUCGUCAAAGCGGCCGGCUUCCACGCAGGGCUCAAGCUACUACACGAGCGUGCCAACCAGGCAGCCGCCCCCGCGACCCACCCCGCGGCCCACCACUAGGCCCAGCGUCAGACCCAGCGCCAGGCCCACCGUGCGGCCCAUCACGGCCCGCCCGCCCACCAGCACCACGGUCAAGGUGCACGGCCCGGGCUUCGGCGUCAAGCCCUCCACGCCGCAGUACUACCCGAGCUCCAGCCCGGCGUCCUCGCACUACAGCGCCGAGCCGAGCACGGCGUACGAGACGACGGUGCUCUUCAACCCGGACGUGCAGACCAACGUGCAGGACGACGACUACUACCCCACCGUGAGCGUGACGCCGCCCCCUGCUGACUACGGCCACUACAGCCCGUAUCCGUCGGCGUACCCGCCCACCCCUCCGCCACCCAUCCACUCGCACUACGAGGCGCCGCUCACGGCCUCCCCCCCGCCGCCCGUGCCCUCCACCUCGCUGCGCCCGCCCAAGCCCUCGCCCAUGCCGCCGCCCGCGCCCACCGUCAUCGUGCUGGGCCCGUACGACCCCGUGACCAACCCCAGCAGCGGCGGCGGCUACCCCACGAGGAGGCCGGCGGUGCCCGUGUCCUCGACGACUGAGAGCUCCGCGCUGCCCAGCCCCAACCUGGUGUACACGCAGGUGCCGUCCAACCACGGCCAGGGCGGGACAGUCACCAUCAUCACCAAGCGCCCGCAGCGGCCCAGCUCGGUCACGGCCAGCACGACCACGACGGUCACCAAACGCACCCCCAUCACCAUCUCCACGUCGUCGUACACCACCCCGCAGCCCAUCGUGUCCUCGGAGAUUGUGCAGACCGUCUCGGCGCAGCUGGGCGCGGGGACGAUCUCGCCCGGGCGGCCGCAGACGGACCACGAGCUCGUGGCCUUCCCGCCUGUCCGGGACCCCAACCUCAACGUGACCAGCUACCCGGGCCACACUACCAUCAACGAUGAGGACUACACCGAGUACCCGCCCGAGUACACCGAGUACACGACCCCGCACCUGGACGACACCAACCUGGACAACAAGGUGCACGGUUUUGUUGACAAGAUUGUGCAGUCGCUGCAGGGCAACUUCGAGGAGCUGGAGAACGUGCUAUUUAGCGGCGACAAUAGCACCAGCAGCGCCAAGCCGGUCUUCUACACGACCACCACGCGCCGCCCAACCAUCCUCUCUACCCUGGCAACCUCGCUCCGGCCCACCAGGACCACGACCAGGCGGCCGCCUACCCGGCCCAGCAAGCCGUCCACGGCCACCAUCACCAUCACGACGCGGAAGCCGCCGACCAAACGACCCACCACGCAGGCCACUACCAAACGGCCCACAACGAGGCCCAAACCCUCCACCGUGCCCACCAGGAGGCCCAAGCCCACCAAGAAGAAGCCCACCACGACGCCGCCGCCCGAGGAGGACGAAGACGAGGACGAGGACGAUCAGUCGUCCACCAGCGGCUACGGCAGCAGCUCCACCGCGACGGCCGAGGACUGGGACACGCCCGACUACAGGAGCCAGUGCGGGGUGCGGCCCCACGUCAAGUCGGGCCGAGUGGUGGGCGGCAAGGGCGCGCGCUUCGGGGAGUGGCCGUGGCAGGUGCUCGUCCGCGAGUCCACGUGGCUCGGCCUCUUCACCAAGAACAAGUGCGGCGGCGUGCUCAUCACCCAGAAAUACGUCAUCACGGCGGCUCAUUGUCAGCCAGGAUUCCUCGCCUCUCUGGUCGCGGUGUUCGGCGAGUACGACAUCUCGGGCGAGCUGGAGCCCAAGCGCUCUGUGUCCAAGAACGUGCGCCGGGUCAUCGUGCACCGCCAGUACGACGCGGCCACCUUCGAGAACGACCUGGCGCUGCUCGAGCUCGAGUCGCCCGUCUCCUACGACACGCACAUCGUGCCCAUCUGCAUGCCCCAGGACGGCGAGGACUUCACCGGCAGGAUGGCGACGGUGACGGGCUGGGGUCGGCUCAAGUACGGCGGGGGCGUCCCCAGCGUGCUCCAGGAGGUGCAGGUGCCCGUCAUCGAGAACAGCGUCUGCCAGGAGAUGUUCCAGACGUCGGGCCACGCCAAGAACAUCAUCGGCAGCUUCCUGUGCGCGGGCUACGCCAACGGCCAGCGGGACUCGUGCGAGGGCGACAGCGGCGGGCCGCUGAUGGUGGAGCGGGACGACGGCCACUGGGUGCUGGUGGGCACGGUGAGCCACGGCAUCAAGUGCGCCGCGCCCUACCUGCCCGGCGUGUACAUGCGCACCACGUUCUACAAGCCCUGGCUCAAGUCCAUCACGGGCGUGUCAUGAGCCCGCCCCUUGAGGAGGCGCGGUGACGCUCGCCUACCCCAUCUUGCCAUCGACUACAGACUGAACUAGGACGCCGCGCGGCCGCGCGCCCUGAAGCGCGGGUCGCGAUAUGGGAGGGUGAUGAGGCUCGCGGUCGGAAACGAACAAAACUUGUUGGCCGGGAGGCUGCUCUCCCCGCCGCCGGACGACUGCGAGGUUGCAACCCUCUGGCAGGGGCUGCGCGCGGUCCCCCGACUCCGAUCGGUUGACUCACGUGUGUGUGUGUGUCAUGCGGUUGGAUGGUUCCUGUUCCCUCGGGCCCCGCGUCGCAGCCCCGCUGUGCGUGUGUGUAUGUGUGUGCGUGUGUGUGAGUGUGUGUGUGUAGCGGGUGUGAUGGUGUUGCCAUAAGGGGCUUCGCACAACUCCUUUCUCUCACGUUUUGUGUUUUCAAGCAACGAGUCCGACAGCUUUGCCUGCUGUCCAUCUUCCUUUCGGUACAAAUUGUCUCUGCGAGGGACUGCAGGUCAGACACUGCAGCUAUCAGUUCCACUGGCAGCACUGGACCGUGCGUGAGUGACCGCUCGGUGAGGCGGCGCCCUGCUCUCGACGUCGAAAGCUGAACCCCUCGUUAAAAAAAAUAAGAAAAGUGCUCAAUUAUUCGUGGAAAUUAUUUGUCAUUGGUUUCAAACUAAAUCUCUAGUCCAUCCCCGCGCUUCCCCUUCGGCCGCAACAGGUCGUCGGGCGUGGCACGCCGUCCGAAAGUGCAAGUGCAGUGCAAGUGCAGUGUGUCUGUGAUCCUAACCAGAUUGGGAAUGCUCUUUCAUGUCAAGAAACUGUUUCCGGAGAGUUGCCACAGUUCCCGUGCCGCCGCCUCACCAGGCCCGGUUUGAUUUAAGAGUAGUGAUGUCUGUCCGGACAAAAAGUGUACCAUUCUGCUCCUUAUUUUUUGUGAAAGCUGUCCCCAAGCUGUGGAAAUGUAGAAAGUGUUAUUCAUUUAUUUAUAUGUACAUUUGUUUUUCAAUUAUUUAUGUUACUUACUUAUUUAUUUAAUUAUUUAUGUAUUUAUCUUAUAUAUCUUGUCAGCGGCACUUCAUUCUGACAUUUCCAUGGCUUGAGGGCGACGCUACUGUAUGUAUGAUAGUGUAGAGAAAAAGACACUAAUGCAAAAUGGGUUUGUGUAUGAAUGGAAACGUGUACAAAAUUAUGUACAAAUUGUAGAUUCAGUAUCUUAAAUUAUUAACGUCACUUCCUUCUCUGUCUUCGAAACUUUUUACAAGUAAUCCUUUUUAACAUCUGUCUUCUUCCUUCGGUAAUUCUUAGUGCAUAACCAGAUGCAUCAUCUGUGAUACCCGCCGAGUCCUCGAAUUAUAUUCAUUGUCUUGUUAA